CCACUCUGGCUAUGGGUGGGCGCACAGGAGUGUGUGUGUGCAUGUGUGUGUGUGUUCAGGUGUGAGCGUCUGCCUUGGAGCUGGACUCAGAGAGAAGUCAGCGUCUGGACAGUGUGGCAGGCAAAGAGAACGUCAGAGCUCUCUGAGGGGGCCCUGACCGCUGACCAUGUGGCCAACACACUGAGGGCCCCCCAGAUGAAAACAUAGGAACCAAAGAGGAGCAAAUCACCAAUAAAAAGAAGAAAAGCUUAAAAAGACAAAGAGAGCAGAACAAUGGUUGCAGAGGAAGUGAUAAUUACAUUGUCCGGUGGAGCGCCGUGGGGCUUUCGUCUCCAGGGAGGCGUGGAACAUCAGAAACCACUCCAGGUGGCUAAGGUGCGUAAACGCAGCAAGGCAUGCAGGGCUGGGCUUCGAGAGGCUGAUGAACUGGUGUCCAUCAACGAUCAGCCAUGUGGAACGCUAUCUCAUGCCCAAGCCAUGGACCUAAUCGACAGCUCCCCUGGGAUAUUACAUAUCCGGGUAAAAAGGGUGCCUGCUGGUUUUCAGUCCGUGGUGCUUGUGACCCGUGCCCCAUCCCCCCGUAUAGACAAAGAGUACCGCGCUGCUCUGCGUGUCAUUUCACCCAACAGCCCCCACCAUGCACCCGUCCGUGAAGUCCACCGUAGCCGCUCUUCCACAACCAGUGGCUUGACAUCUCCACCUGGUAGUGAGGCGUACUACGGUGAGACUGACAGUGAUGCAGAUGUGGCGGGCUAUGAGAGACAGCGCCGGCAGAAACGCCGCAGCCCCAGCAACUCCAACCCGGGGAAACCAACAGGACGAGCGUCUCCUGAGGGUGGCGAGACAUCAGAGAUGAGUGGCUAUGACAGCGCUCCAGAUGCACAGGUUUUCCCCAGUUUGAUAGAUGGACGUGGGGGAGAUGGAGAUGGAGAAGGGGGGCUGCCGGGGGUGGCACGGAGGGAGGUGAUUUACCAGCCUCCUGGUCCAGGAAUGUGGUCCUCCCAGACAUCCACUGAGACCUCCUCCAUCAUCUCCUCAGCAGAUGACCAGGGGCCACGGGAUGCAGGGCAAGAGGAGGAUAGUGGCUUUCUAGAGCCAGCUAAUGUGCCGCUGGUGUCCCCUGAGAGGGCAAAGGAGGCCCUGAUGCUGAGCUCCCGCAGCCAGCUUGUGCCCAUGGUGGGUCCUGUGAAUAAACCCGUUGAUGAGGAGCUUACAACAACCUACAUGGAAAAGGCCAAACAAGCCAAACUGAACAGAGGGGAUACUCAGCAAGACAAGCAAGUAAAGGAAGCCAAAAGCAAGUGUCGAACAAUUGCGUCCCUACUAACUGAUGCUCCCAACCCUCACUCCAAGGGGGUGCUAAUGUUCAAGAAGAGGCGGCAGCGCUCCAAGAAGUACACCCUCACCAGUUUUGGUAGUGUGGAUGAGGACAGGUGUCAGGACUCACAAGAGGAGGAUGGGGUAUUCCCUGGAAGCGAAUCAGAGUUUGAUGAGGAUGGCUUCUCUUCAGUUCCUGACCCAACUUGGGAUAGUGACACCUUGGAUAUGCUGGAGAAGAGGGCAACUGCGGGCACUGAAGGUCGUGGGGAUGGGGCAGAGGAUGCUCCAAGUCCAGGGUUGAGUGACACCGCAGGCAAGGGCGCCCAGCUGUUUGAGCAGCAGAGAAAGAGGGCUGCUGAGCAUGCCAAGAAGGUAGAGGCAGCCCAACCUCAUGCUCCUCCGCCAUCUCAAAUCCAGGAGCAGACUCAGAUUUUGCAUCCAGAGACACAACCACAGAUACAGCCAAACCUCCAGCCUCAGCAGAUGAUACCACCCGGCCCUGUAGUAACACAGCAAGAGCCGCCUCAGGCUCCAGGCCCCGUUGCAGCCUAUGGAAUAACUAUUGGGGACCUAUCCUAUUCUGCAGUUAGUACAGCUAGCGUGAUGAUGUCACCUCCAUCUACAGCACCAAAACCAGCCACUUCCUCUGUGACUGUUCUAACCAGACCUGCCCCACCAGCUGAAACGCCACUACCAGAACUACCUGCUAGUAAUGUUCUCAACAGAACGGCACGGCCUUUCACACCUGGCUUCAUCAGCAUUCGUGCUGCGACUGCCCCUGUAACGUUCCGACCAUCCGUCUCGAAGAUGAGCCAGCGUCCUGCCUCAGCGGCUGUUGUGCCACCACCAUUCUCCACUGUCUCUGAACUAGCGAUGAAUGCUACAUCAGUAUCGGCACAGCUACCACCUGGUCCUCCGCCAGUGAUCUCCCCACCAACCUUUGUACCUCAAGGUCCCUUGGCCCCGACACCGGAAGCUCCUGUUACCUUUUAUCCUCCCGCCGUCUCUACCUCUGUAGAGAAACUGGAGCCAUCACCACCAAUAACUGCCACUCAUCGGGCUCCAUUUGUAGCUGUGCCCCCAGUAUCUGUGCCUUUCAUGCCCCUGGCUCCACAAGCACCAAUGGAUCCAGCCCCAGGUCCUCCAGCAUCUCAAAUUCCUGGCUCACCUGUUCCAGUUGCACCAUUACCUCCAGUCCAAUUGCCAGUUGCUCAACCACCUCCACCUCAAUUUUCCAUGGCACCUGUAGCUACAGUGUCUGUGGUCUCUCAGCCAGAAGCUGUAGCUCCAACCCCUAUUUCUGGUCGCACAGGAAUCUUGCUUGAUGCUCGACGGCGAACAAGUGGCAAACCCAAACCUAUGUUCAAUGUUCCAGAGAUCAAGAAGAACUCCCCCAAUCCUGAGCUAUUGUCUAUGGUGCAGAACCUAGAUGACAGGUCCACCCGACACAAACAUGGCCAACCACUGUCUGAGGGCAUCUAUGAUGAUGCAGAGGAAGAGAGGGGUGGUGAGGCUGGCAUGGGGAGGGUGCCUCCCCCAGUGGCACCCAAGCCUCGAAUCAUCCACGAGACCCCACGGAUUCUUCAAGCAGGGGGUAAGGGGGCCGAGCUGUUUGCCCGCAGGCAGACCCGCAUGGGAAUGUAUGUAGUGGACACCCCACCCGAGACCCCUUACCAGCAGGAAGUGACUUCACAGAGUGCACCCCAACACCUUGACUCCUCCCCCAAUCCUUUCCAUCUCUCUCAGUGGAAAUACUCCCCAAAUGUCCGAGCUCCUCCACCCAUUGGGUACAACCCCCUCCUGGCCCCCUCAAUCCCUACUGGGCCGCAGAAGAAUACAGGUGAGAAACGAGAAAGCAGAGGUAGAGGAGGCCCCCAAAGAGAGGGUAUCAAAGCUCUGGAUUUCAUGAGAAGGCAGCCCUACCAGCUCAACUCUGCCAUGUUCAACUAUGGGGGUAGUGUCACUAAUCUGUCAGCCAUGCCUUCCUAUCAGGCUCAGAGGCAGCAGCAGGGUGACUACAUAUCAGCAACAAUGGUGGGCAGCUCACUGACCCCACCGAAGCAAAUCCCCCUUAAAACAGCCCGUGUCUUUGAGGUCAAGCGAUUCUCCACACCCACACCCAUGUCAGCUCCCACUCUGUCUCCAAAGGUCAUUGCACCCCGUUCGGCCACCACCCUCGGAGAACGUUUGACUCAUUCCGGCAUGAUCUCCCCACCUCCUGCUCCUGUACCUUUCACUCCAACCCCAGCACCAGCCAGUGCCCCAAUGCCAGCUUCACCUCCCUCCCAACCAGCUGGACUGCCCGGCCUCCCAGUAUUCUCUGCCACCCCUAUUCCACAUCCUGUGCCCCCUUCAGUCCCUACACCUUACACUCCAGUAUCGUACACCACUGGGCUCCAGUCAGCCAAGCAGUUCCAGAGUGCUCCUGAGCUCAGUAUCCUGGCGUCUUUGCCCCCAGUUAAGUCCAAUGCAAUUCAGGCGCCCAAACCACGUUUUGUUGCCACCAAGGGAGGUGUCCAGCCCCGUGUGUGGAGGCCAGGGGCAAUGUGAACACCAGCAUCCACCACAUUUGGACAUUUUGUUGUACUAUUCAUUUAGAAAUGAAAUGAAUGAAUCAGCCAACUCUGUUAAUUGAUCCAUUGUUUAAGUCAAAAAUGCUUCUUCAUUGUUGGUAAUUAAAUAUCUUUGGGUGUUGGGUGGGGCUUAGGCUUUAAGAAAUUAUGAUGGGCAACUCUCUAAUUAAUUCAUUGAUUAAUUAAAAAAAAAAAAGAUGACAAAUUAACAUAAGGGGCCCUGCAGCCAUUCAAGGUCUAGUGUGUAGGAUUUAGUGGCAUCUAGUGGUGAGGUUGCAGAACUGAAUCUUCUCCCAUGUACUAUGGCGGGUGACACAAAAGCACAAAUGGCCCGAUCUACAGCCAGUGUUUGGUUUGUGUUUGGUUUGGGCUACUAGAAACAACAUGGCCGACUCCUUGGAAGAGGACCAGCUUUGUAUUCAGACACAAACGGGUCAUUCUAAGGUAAUAAAACACAGGUGAUUAUACACCAAGUAUUGUAUCAAUUUCUGCCAGUAUAUCCCCCAAAAUCCUUCACACUGGACCUUUAAUUUAAACCCUAAAUACAACUGUAAACAUAAAAUGAUGAAGUGAUUCAGUAUAGAGUUUGAAAUCCAAAAGCCAGUCAAGUUUUUGAAAUAUGUUAGAACUUAAAUAUUGCAAAUAGAUUGUUAACAUCUACUUGCUGUUCAAAAUGCUGCUUAUCACAUUUAUUUUUCUGCCAACACAUUUACUCACACAUGUAUCUGAGUGACAAUAACAAUAGAGUAUACUAGCACAUACUGUAUGCUGUAUAGUCCACCAUACGCCUGUCCUGGGGGAGGUUUGUGUAAGGCUUCUGGAGAUCUCUUUCUACUAAUUUAGCAGAAAUACCAUCUAAACAGAGCCUGUACUGAAAUAUUCUUUGAAACUUGAAAUGUCUAAGAGAUGCUGAAAAUGAAUCGUUGUGGUUCUGAUCAUAUGACUAAAUCACUGGAGAAAUGUGUUGUAGUAUGUUGACAGGUGGGGGAUUAUAAAGCAAGCUUAUAUCUUAUCUAUCUUUGAACAUUUACUUCUGUUAUUCAGUAGUUGUCUUACUACAUGAUGUGCUCCACAUGCUUUUUUUUUUUACCCCUCUCUGUUUGUAGCAUUGUCAAGAAGGAACCCAUGAUGACCUUGUCUCCUUGUCCCGGGGUUUAAUUGAUGCAUGACCAGCUGAACAUUGUAAGAUGUUUUUAAAUGCCUAUGCUCACCUUGGAACUAUAUGUGAAGACAAGGCCUGCCUUUGCAAGUGUUAGCGAGGUUGUGCCAAAUACCUCUGCUCACUAUAGCCAAAAAGAAAUGCUAUCUUUUUUAGCAUGGGUCACAUUCAAUAAGUGCCUGGGCUGUCACUGAAUGUACACUUGUCACUGGAUAUCACAGCUUCUAUUAGGCGCACCAGAGCCUCCUUAGUAUCCGUGUGAUCGUUGCAGACAUAUGUAAUUUCUUAACUUUUAUUAAACAAAUAACACAGAUGAA
Epinephelus lanceolatus (giant grouper) is the source of this 5369-nucleotide messenger RNA. It is a transcript of the gene synpo2la, whose product is annotated as synaptopodin 2-like a. Gene Ontology annotation, molecular function: actin binding. NCBI's taxonomy places the organism in Eukaryota, Metazoa, Chordata, Actinopteri, Perciformes, Serranidae. Gene Ontology annotation, cellular component: actin cytoskeleton; Z disc; nucleus. Gene Ontology annotation, biological process: positive regulation of actin filament bundle assembly. The record is from RefSeq and is a predicted model, not a curated record.